GGCAAGUAAAUUUCCUGUAUGUGGCAUCUGCGAUUCCAGGAAUAUUUCUGUACCAUCUGCAGCAUGGUGUUUUGAAUGUUACACAGGGAUUUGUGAAGAAUGUAAGGAACAACAUCUUCUCAACGAAGCACACAGAAGUCAUGGUAUUAUACCUUUGACCGAUUAUCAAAAGUUAUCCGUAAGUGUCCUUCAAAUUGCUGAGUCUUGCAAAUUACAUUGUGAAAACUAUCAAGCAUACUGUCAUGAACACGAAUGUUCUUAUUGUACAAAAUGUCUCAUUGAGGAACAUAGGAACUGCAAAGAUCUCACAAAUAUACACGGUGGUAUUUGCAGCAUAAAUUCGUCAAAAACGAUUUGUGAAAUUCAAAGUUCAUUUCAAGAACUUGCCGAAAAUUUGAAAAGGAUUAAAAAGAAUCGUGAAGAAAAUAUGUCAUCUCUAAAAUUAGACAGACAGAAUAUUGAUAAAGAAAUUCAGAAAGCUAGACAUGCAAUUAAUGAACAUUUUGAUCGUCUUGAAGAAGAGUUAAUGAAAGAACUGACAAGGGUUGUAGAUUACGAAAGCCGAAAAAUAAGAAACAUUUUAGCAUCUUUAGAGCGGACAGAAAAGGAAAUAGUUGAACUUCAAGUGACCCUGGCAAGUUUAAAGCAGCAUGCAUCCGCCCAACAAUCAUUCCAAGUCAGUAAACAGACUCAGCAUAAACUGAUUGAUACAAACAACUUCAUUCAGUCCAUGCACGAUAAUAAUGAACUAUCAGAUGUCAAUAUCUCUUUACAAAUGGACGAUUUUGUAAAAAUUGUAAAGCAAAAUAUAAUUAAAACUGGGGAAAUCGUUGUACAGACCAGUCCAGUUUAUACGGCCUUAAUGAAACAGGAGUUUAAAGAGGCAAAAUAUGCGGAACUCAGUGAAAUCGUUGUACAAACAAGUUCAGACUAUACGUCUUUAAUGAGACAGAAGAAUAAAGGGGCAAAAUACUCGGAACUUGGUGAAAGCGAUGUACAGAUAACACAAGCUUAUACGUCUUUAAUGAUACAGGAGGAUAAGGAAGAAGCAUAUACAGAACUUGGUGAAAUUGUUGAACAGACCAGUCCAAUUUAUACGUCUUCAACGGGACAGGAGAAUAGAGAAGAAGCAUAUACGGAACUUGGUGAAAUUGUUGAACAGACCGAUCCAUUUAACAUGUCGAUAGUGAGACAGAAAAAUAAGCAAGCACAGUCUAAUGUGUCCAAAAGCAAAUCUGCACAGGAAAAUGAAUAUGAUACCAUACCAACAACGGAACAUGACACAGAUUUUUGUUUCAUUGUCAUGGUCAAACCAGGUAAAGAUGCCAAGAAAUUUGGAUUAAAUAAUAAAUACCGACUGUAUGUAAAACCUGAAGGUUUCACAUUAGAAGACAUAAAGAAAAGGACAUUGAAAUGUCAUUGGCCAUAUGAUAUAGUGCGACAAUAUGGCAAGUCAAAGGAAGGGCGAGAAAUUGUAAUCACUGUAGGCAGGAAGCAUAUUUUAGGUCCGGGUAAUGUCACAUUUCGAUGUGAUUCAAGAGAUAAUUUAGAUAGACUUUUUCGCUUGGUACCCAUCUUUAUAAAAAGGAUACAGUCAGCGGUCAAACCUUGAUACUAGAGGAUAAUGACUUAAAAAGUAAUAAUACAAACUAAAGCCAAUUAAGACAUUAGUAUGUGUUUAGAUAAAGAUUCAGUACAAAACUGAGUAUAAAGCCAAAACACAAUGACUUUGGUUUAUCUCUCGUUAUAUCCAACAAGCUGAAGGAAAACAAAACUUUUCUAUAUCUUUAGUAACAGUGAAAAAAUAAAAAUAGAUCUACAGUUAUAAACGAAACAUUCUAAUAAUAAGUCUUGCAAAUGACGUACAGUAUGACGUACAGUAUUUGACACAUAAAUCUGUUGCCUAAGGUGCAUCUAUUGUGAAUGCCAGUUUAUGUAUUGAUAUGAUUCCUUGAGUUUUUCAAUUGUUUUUUUUUUAUAUCUAUUCAUGAGACUUUUUGUUGCUUAAUUACGCUGCUUAAUUACGUUGAUAACUUCUUACCUGCUGUCUUAUUAAGUAGAACUCUUGUUUUGAAACCAAAUCAACCAUUUCCUGUAAAUUCAAGUCAAGGUAAGAUCCCGUCUGGUGUAAAUGUACUUAUUACAGUGAACUAACAUACAAAAAAUUGUUCAUCUUCUAAAAGAAAGGCUAUAUUCAGAUAUCUGAACGUGGUUGAUACAGCCCGAAUAUGAGAUCUAGUCAAAUCAUAUUAAUUCGACGAAUAUACACUGGUUUCACCAACCUAUAACAACAUUUAAAAAAUAAUAUAUUCAACCUAUGCCAACAAAGCAGAUACCAUUGAGCAAUAAUUGAUGUGACAGUGUUUUGGCAAAGAACUGCUCAUCCUUUUUCUCAAAACAUUCAUCGAAGGGUACCAAAACUAAUAGAUAAACCUUCAGUGUCACAAAUAAUCCAGAAUGAUCUUGAGUAUAUUCAAAAUUCUGUCGUUAUGUAUCACUUUAUUUCUUUUGCAGUUUUCCUUUCAUUUGUCUUUGUACUAUUAUGUCCCUUUUGAUCGUAUAAAUCUUCACGUGGCUCGGUAUUUAAGGAUCCGGCCUUCAAGUGUUGGGCGUUGGUUGUUUAUGAUGCAGGUAAGUCCAGAGGGGUGCUUCGGACGCAUGCAGUUUGUAUAGUGCUAUUUUUCAUUCUAUGUGAUCCCUCGCAUUUAUAUUUUACUCAGUUAUUGCUUCAUAUUUUCCAACAAAUCUAUGGCUUCCAUGAAUUAUUUCUUAAAUAUUCAAUAUAUAUGAAUAUUUCUAAAGGUGUUUGUGUGUAUGUUUUAGUGAGAAGUCUCAAAUGUCCAUUUGCACUGUAGCCGAUUUAUGUAGCAGUAUCUAUAUUAUCGAUUUAUUGAUUAUGAGCUUUAAUUUUUAACUGCUAAGCCGAUCCUAAUUAGGGAUACAUGCAUAGAAAACAACUAAAUCGACUUUGAAAAAUUCUUAAAAAUUAAAAUGUAUUAAAGAAAUAUAAUUACAUUAGAUGUACGUUCAUUAUUAUACGUUAUUUUGAUUGGCUAACAGCAAUCACGCGUAAUUCUUUAUUUCAAAAUGAAUUGCAUAAAUUGAAACAUACAUGAUGACACACGUUUCCACAAUAAAGUGCACAGGUAAAUAAAAGAAAAACUUGAUAGUAAUCGUCUUUUCAUGAUCAUAGCCACAAAAUGUAUUAUAAGUAUUGAAUGCUUCUUUUAGUAAUUUCAUAGGGUUGUAAAAGCAUUGACCGUGCGUACAUUUUUAGAAUGAAGCGCUUCCGCGCUUCAUACAAAAUGUACUUCGGUCAACGCUUUUACACCCCAAUGAAUAUACAAAAAGAAGCAUUCAAUUCUUAAAUAAAACGAAAAGAAAGCGAGAAAUAUCUAUGUGAGAUUAGAGAUAAAUUAUACAUUAUAGGUCAUGUCAGCAAUAAUUUUCGAAACCAUAAAAACCUGGAAUGUGGACAUAAUGAUAGAGCUUAUUUACUGAAGAUGGACAACAAAAAACAAAUCCUAUUUCCGUAUAUUGGUUUGUUAUAAAUCUGUCCGUUGGUUUUUUCUUUUGAAUUGAUUCACAUUUUGUCAUGUCACGGUUUCUUAAAGCUGGCUUUAUGGCAUGGGUUUUGCCUAUUGUUAAAGGCCGUAUAGUGAACUAUAACGGCUUAAAUCCACGUCAUUUUGGACUAGUGGUAGUUGUCUCAUUGACAAUCAUACCACAUAUCAUAUAAACAGUAGUGAUAAUGUAUCCUUUUACUUUUAGCUUAAUUAUGUUCUAGUUAACAUUACAUUGUAAUUAAUUUACUGGUUAGUGUGAUUCGUCAAGGAUAUUUCAUGGUUUGCGGUGGCUGUCAUUCAUGAAUCAUUUAGGCAGACAUUACAAAAAUCCGAUUUGAAUAUACCAGUGUAAUCCAUAAAAUGGUCGGGCCGUAAUGUUUCAAUUUGUUGCAUAAGUUUGUUUAACCAACUGAUGUUUGUGUAUUUUCUUAUUAUGUGCACACCAUGUGUAAAGCUUUUAUCAGUAGAUAUUGUAACGUUGUAUUUGGUAUUUUAACGUGUAAGUGUACUUAUGUAACGUGUGUAAUUAUCUGACAUUCUCAUUAA
This is a messenger RNA of Mytilus californianus (California mussel), 4112 nucleotides long. RefSeq lists its product as uncharacterized. The transcript is spliced from 2 exons. The record is from RefSeq and is a predicted model, not a curated record. Bases 428 to 1612 code for a protein of 394 amino acids. NCBI's taxonomy places the organism in Eukaryota, Metazoa, Mollusca, Bivalvia, Mytilida, Mytilidae.